Molecule: messenger RNA, 2283 nt
Organism: Nerophis lumbriciformis (worm pipefish)
Lineage: Eukaryota; Metazoa; Chordata; Actinopteri; Syngnathiformes; Syngnathidae
Source: RefSeq, a predicted model, not a curated record
UCAGGGUUUUCCAGCAUGUUUGGUAAGAAGAAGAAACGGCUGGAGAUCUCGGCCCCGUCCAACUUCGAGCACCGGGUCCACACAGGGUUCGAUCCGCGGGAGCAGAAAUUCACCGGGUUGCCGCAGCAGUGGCAGAGCCUCCUGGCCGACACGGCCAACCGGCCUAAGCCCAUGGUGGACCCCUCCUACAUCACUCCUAUACAGUUGGCACCUAUGAAGAUAUCUCCCAAGAAGGUCCAGGCUUCCGAAACGCCCAAAACCAUCGUGCGGGGAAACCGGCCCCCUAAAGACGCGUCCAUCAACGGCCUGCUGGAGGAGUUUGAUAACAUCUCGGUGACACGCUCCAACUCACUGCGCAAGGAGAGCCCGCCGGGGGCGCACCAGGCGGGGGCCGGCUCCAGGCCCUUGGUGGGCGCUCGUCCCGGGGGUCCUGAGGAGAACGGCUUCGGCCAUUACUACUCGCGCUACUCCUGCGACUUGGAUGCCUCUGGUGGCCGGGACUAUCCUCUGGACAAGCCGGGUUUCUCCGCGGAAGGGGACUGGGCAGUAGGGCGGCACUACCGCUUUACCAAGCACAACGGCCACUCGCACCACAUCCGUAGCCCUUUCUACCCGGACGCCAUGCCCCAAAAGUCGGACUACGGCAAGCUCCCACCGGACUACCACACUUACUUAGAGAGCAAGGGGCGUUCCACGGACGAGGUGGCUUCCACAGUGGGGAGCGGGGUGGGCUCUAGCGGCUAUUAUCGUGCGUCAGUGGGCGGCUCAUCCAGCCAGGACUACCGGGACACGUCGGUGGGGACCCCGUCGCGUGCUUCCCUUCACAGUGAGCAGAUCAACUACCCGGACAGCGAGUGGAGCUACGGUGGCGUGCGGGACGACUACGACAAGAGGCCCAAAAGCUCGUACGUGAUGCAGACCAGCCCCACGCCGGCCAUCAGGCAGCGGUCCCGUUCGGGUUCCGGGCUCCAGGAACCCAAUGUCCCCUAUGCUGCUGGCGGGCCCUUUAAGAACCCCGCCCAGGCCCAUCCGUACAGCUCCUAUACGUACCCACGCCUGUCGGAGAGCCUUGCAGCUUCACAGACUCUCAACAAGGGUGACUACGAGCGUCCGUCGCGGGACGGAAGCCCCCACCACGCCGCGGCCGGCGAUACCUACCCACGCGGGCCUCUCAAGCUACCUCAGAACCACGCCAAGCCUCCCGGCUACCCGCCCGUGCACCUGCCCUACCCGCCCGUCUUUCACCAUUACAAGCCAUCGCCCUACCAUCACCCGCCUUCUCAGCCCAGCCCGCCGUACACCCCGCAGGGGGCGUACUCUCAACCUUCAUCGCCGUACAUUCCCCCGGGGGCGUACCCCCCUCCUUCGUGGGGGUCCAGCUCAGACACUCAACCUUCCAGGGUCUCUCACGAGCAGUUUCGAGCUGCGCUCCAACUUGUAGUCAAUCCAGGUGAUCCCCGCGAGUACCUGGACAGCUUCAUCAAGAUCGGCGAGGGCUCCACGGGCAUCGUGUGCAUCGCCAGUGAGAAGCACAGCGGAAAACAGGUGGCUGUCAAAAAGAUGGACCUGAGGAAGCAGCAGAGGAGGGAGCUGCUCUUCAACGAGGUGGUGAUUAUGAGGGACUACCAUCAUGAGAACGUGGUGGACAUGUACAAUAGCUACUUGGUUGGAGAUGAGCUGUGGGUCGUCAUGGAGUUCCUGGAGGGAGGGGCCCUCACUGAUAUCGUCACACACACCAGGAUGAACGAGGAGCAGAUCGCCACGGUGUGCUUGUCGGUGCUGCGCGCGUUGUGCUACCUACACACGCAGGGCGUCAUCCACCGCGACAUUAAAAGUGACUCCAUCUUGCUUACAAGCGACGGACGGAUCAAGCUGUCCGACUUUGGCUUCUGUGCCCAAGUGUCCAAAGAGGUUCCCAAGAGGAAGUCGCUAGUCGGGACGCCAUAUUGGAUGGCGCCCGAAGUCAUCUCCAGGCUGCCUUAUGGGACCGAGGUGGACGUGUGGUCACUGGGCAUCAUGGUGAUCGAAAUGGUAGACGGUGAGCCGCCGUACUUCAAUGAGCCGCCUUUGCAGGCCAUGAGGAGGAUACGCGAUAACUUGCCCCCGCGGCUAAAAGAGUCGCACAAGGUUUCAUCGGUGCUGCGCUCCUUCCUGGACUUAAUGCUGGUCCGCGAGCCGUCCCAGCGAGCCACUGCGCAGGAACUCCUUCAGCACCCCUUCCUCAAACUGUCAGGACCGCCGUCCUGCAUCGUGCCCCUCAUGAGACACUAUCGCCACCGUUGA